AUGAAGCACCUCGCAGCUUACCUUCUUCUCGGCCUUGGAGGCAACACCUCCCCCUCUGCCGCCGAUGUCAAGACCGUUCUCGAGUCUGUUGGCAUUGAGGCUGACGACGAGCGCCUCAACACCCUGAUCUCCGAGCUCAAGGGCAAGGACAUCCAGGAGCUCAUUGCUGAGGGCUCUGAGAAGCUCGCUUCCGUUCCCUCCGGCGGCGCUGGUGGUGCCGCCGCUGGUGGUGCUGCUGCCGCUGGCGGUGCCGCUGAGGAGGCCAAGGAGGAGGAGAAGGAAGAGGAGAAGGAGGAGUCCGACGAGGAUAUGGGCUUCGGUCUCUUCGACUAA
Messenger RNA from Fusarium subglutinans, 333 nucleotides. RefSeq names its product 60S acidic ribosomal P2 protein. The transcript has 2 exons. Gene Ontology annotation, cellular component: ribosome; cytosolic large ribosomal subunit. Gene Ontology annotation, molecular function: structural constituent of ribosome. The record is from RefSeq and is a predicted model, not a curated record. Bases 1 to 333 code for a protein of 110 amino acids. Lineage: Eukaryota; Fungi; Ascomycota; Sordariomycetes; Hypocreales; Nectriaceae. Gene Ontology annotation, biological process: cytoplasmic translational elongation.